AUGGAUCUCAUUCAUAUUUUAUAUGUUCUCUUCUACCCCGUAUUUGUGUCUUUCCUGUGUGCUGUGCUUGCGACCAACACUAUCGAACAGACAACUCAAGUGAUCGAGUUGUACACAAAUUUGCCAGAGGAGCGACCUGUCGGACAGGUGGUAAUGCGACUGGCUGAGGAACUCGAGCGUCACGAUCGACAAGCACAGCGUAACUAUCGUUUGCCAAGUGGAAACACUCGAUUUCAUCUACUACCCACACACGAUGCCUCACUGUUUCAUAUCAAUACAGACGGAUCUUUGGUGAUUGCCAAACGUCUGGACUAUGAAGAAUUGUGUGAUUCAACCCGUCUGACUAAACGCGUGCUUCCAACACAGGGACAUCUCAGUAUGCAUGAAACCGCAUUUGGUAGAUCAUCCGCUAACACACCCCUGUGUCAACUGCAUGUUCGUGUACUCAUACUCCAAACCGCUGCCUCCGCGGUUGGUACGCGCAAAGAUCAUAGGGGUGACAAGGGAGAGAACAGCGCCGGUAGCGCUGGCAGUCAACGCCAGUUGCGUACUAUCGCAAUCAAAAUAACCUUACUAGACACGAAUGACAAUCGACCGACAUGUACUUUGAGUCGACCAAGAAAAUUGGAGACAUCGGCAUACUCUAACACCGAUUGGAUCAACGUAGCUGAAAACACUCCAAUCGGUACAGUGAUCGCGAAAUGGAAACUGUCUGACAGGGAUACCAUGCCAAACGGAAUCACCGAUGCUCGUCUGUUUGGAACAAAAAAUGGAAAAUCUACCCUGCUGAGCAGUGGUGAAUUACCUUUUCGAUUGCAAUUUGAUCAAACAAUGGGUCCUUGGUCAGUUGUUGAUUUGAAAUUAGUGCUUACUAAAAGUGUGGAAUACAUCGAUCAACAAGAGCAACAACAACAACAAAUAAGCCGUGAUUAUUCCGAUGAAUUGGAUGUGUAUAAUCUAAAAAUUGUCAUACUGGAUUCUAAAGAAACACAUGCAUCCACCAGUCCGACCGGUAUUACUGUUGGUGGUGGGGGUGUUGGUGGGGCAGGAAGUGAGGGUGUAGUUGGUUUGUCAUGGAAUGCAGCCUCUUUAUCAUCUGCGGUUGGAAUCAGUUGUCAUUUACAAGUUCGCAUCACGGACAUAAAUGAUCACAAUCCUGUCUGGAUAAGUCCGGUGAAUUUUGUGAACGGUCAGCCGUUUGAGUUGGAGCUGACGGAAAGUAAAUCUUAUGCUCAACGCGAACUUCUUCGACUCAAAGCGAUCGACGCAGACCGCGGACCGAAUGCUCGCAUUGCUUAUCACUGGGCUCCGCGAAAUCACUUAAAUUUGACCAAUGAGCUAAGUUUGAAUUCGGUUGCCGAUACUACUUAUCAGGAAUUGGUAUCGCGACUGUUCUAUCUGGAUGCGGCCACAGGGUCGUUACAAUUACGAGGGACCAAUGUGGAUUUUGAAUCCAUCAGCCGAUUACAUCCACGUGAACCGGAUUCCAUUGGCCCACUCCCUGGGCGUUUGGCCAUCACUUUACGCGUGAUUGCGUCAGAUCAACCAGUGAAUCAAAGUGAGCAACGUCUUAGUCCGGUUGGGAUUAUUACGGUUUGGUUAUUGGAUGUGAAUGACAACAGUCCACACAUUCAAAUUAUUGGGUUACACAGUGCUGUCGAUUUGCCCGAAUUCCCAUUCCCGUUGACCAAUACCCCACCAAUCUAUCCACAGAUAGUUUAUAUUGCAGAAAAUUUACCAAUAAACGAACCAGUUGCAUUUAUCACGGUGACUGAUGAGGACAGUGAAGCUCAUGGUGGAUUGGCAUGCACGUUACAUCAGUCGACAGCUGAUCGAAUGGGAUCGGAAUUGCAAGCAUUUCAGUUAGUCAAACUAACUCAGCAGACAGGAUCAGAGGACCCAACGCACACAUAUCUUCUACCGGACACUCUCCAGUCGAUAGACGCCACCCGUUCGAUCAACUAUAAACUGAUCACAACACAAAGUUUGGAUCGUGAACGCAUGGGUGCCUACCAUUUGAAUCUUACUUGUAGAGAUAGUUUGAUCAAUGCUGUAGCUAGCAAUCCGGGAGCACAACUCACAGCUUAUCGCACGAUUGAAGUAGUCGUAACCGAUCGGAAUGACAAUCAUCCACGUAUUGUUGGUGUCAUAGAUCGUUUUAUGGGAAAGAUUAAUACCAGUACUACUCCGGCCGGUGCGUUUGUCUGCACGGUUCGCGAACAUGCACCAUUCGGAACAAAAAUAUGCCAACUGCGUGCGGAAGAUCUGGAUCAGACUGGGACAGGUGCGGGUAUCAGUAGUGCUACAGCGUCAAACAAUAAUCCACUUACAGGUAGGGAACAUUUUCAAUGGUGGAUUGAAGAUUCCGUGCGUCCAUUGAUCGAUGUAGAAAGAGAGACUGGGUGGCUAGUAGUGCAAUCGCAAUUGCAACCGGUAGAGCAGCAGCAAUAUCAACAACAACAACACCCAAAACCCAAUCCAUCGGAAUCUGUCCAUAAUAGGAGAACUGAAGUGAUCAUGGCAUCCUCACAGUUAGAUAGAGAGGUUCUCACCGAGCUCUCUUUUACUGUUUACGUGCAAGAUACGCCACAAACCAAGGGAGAGAAUCGUCUGACAGCCAGUGCAACAGUUCUGUUACGAAUCCUUGAUAUCAAUGACCAUGUCCCGAAAAUUUCGGAAUAUAACUAUUUUCAAAUAUCGGAAGCCGCCGUGCCAGGUACAGUGAUUGGGAAUCUGGUUGCUUUGGACGGUGAUGAACCGGAUAAUCCAAAUUCCGCUCUCACAUAUCAUAUCUACUCACACGGAGAUGGUAUUGAUCCAACCGGACGAGAACUAACAGUGUUGAACCGUUCACCUACUGAUUCAAUGAUGAAUGAACUUCGAGAUAUCAAGACUAUGAAAAUAAGUACCAUUGUGCGCUAUGUAGCAAUUGAGUCUCAACUUCUGACAUGA
Echinostoma caproni is the source of this 2952-nucleotide messenger RNA. NCBI's taxonomy places the organism in Eukaryota, Metazoa, Platyhelminthes, Trematoda, Plagiorchiida, Echinostomatidae. The record is from the annotation of a GenBank genome assembly.